Molecule: messenger RNA, 744 nt
Organism: Maudiozyma barnettii
Lineage: Eukaryota; Fungi; Ascomycota; Saccharomycetes; Saccharomycetales; Saccharomycetaceae
Gene: ERS1
Product: cystinosin-like protein ERS1
Exons: 1
Coding region: 1-744 (247 amino acids)
Biological process (GO): L-cystine transport
Cellular component (GO): vacuolar membrane; fungal-type vacuole
Molecular function (GO): L-cystine transmembrane transporter activity
Source: RefSeq, a predicted model, not a curated record
AUGGUGAAUCUGGAUGACUUGUUGGGACUUAUAUACGUAUCGGUAUGGUCGGUGUCGAUGUACUCACCGUUAUUAGUCAACUACAGACAACGAUCAACAAAGGCCAUAUCUGUGGAUUUCGCCAUUUUAAAUACAGCAGGGUAUACAUAUCUAAUGAUAUCGAUGGCACUGCAACUAUAUUUCUGGAUUUCUGUUACAAACGACGUUGAAAGACCCAAAGUCACGCAGUUUGAUAUGUGGUAUUGUGCACAUGGGUUUCUACUGAAUCUUGUACUACUGUCCCAAAUUGUGUUUGGACGCAAGUUAUGGAAUUUUCAUAGGGAUAACAAACUAAGAAGGAUGAAACAAGGGUAUUACAGAAUCUUAUGGGUGUCCAUUGUGAUAUUUAUGAUACUAAGUGGUCAGUUUAUACUUGAAAAUAGGACACAAGGUUGGGACAACUCCCGAACACUAAAUUAUUGCAACAAUUUGUUCUUGCUGAAAAUCAGUAUGUCCUUAAUUAAAUACAUCCCACAGGUAAAACAUAAUUAUGAUAGAAGAUCUGUGAAAGGGUUUGCAAUACAGGGUGUUAUCCUGGAUGUUACUGGUGGGGUAGCUUCGCUAUUACAGUUACUUGUGCAGCUGUCCCGGGAUCAAGGAUUUACAUUAGCAACACUUUUGACGAAUUUCGGAAAGAUAGGUAUUGCAUUGGUGACACUUAUCUUCAAUUUUAUAUUUAUUUCACAAUGGCUACUUUAUAAAUGA